UCGUCUUCUUCUCGGCUAUGGAGGCGAGUUUCACUCUUCCACAUGCAUGGGACUAAACGACGGGAGUUUACCGAUGAAGUUCCAUGUUCCAAUGUACAUCCGAGCCGCAGCUCAGCCAGCUCAACAACAGUCCUCUUAAGGAGGAAUGCCAGCUCCUGAGCAGAGCCCAGGCACGGAGGAGGGGCUUCUGCUGACCAUCCGCGACAGUUCAACUGGCCGCAACAUGGAGGCUGACAACACCGCCAACAACAUCCUGGCCUCUGUGAAAGAACAGGAGCUCCAGUUUGAGCGGCUAACCAGGGAGCUGGAAGUGGAGAGGCAGAUUGUGGCCAAUCAGCUGGAAAGAUGCAGACUUGGGGCCGAGUCACCAGGCGCUGGUAGCAGCAGCUCGUCUGAGAAGUCCCUGCCUUGGAGAACUGCAGAUGCGUCCGCCACAGGGGACACAAAGUCUCGGGUGACUGACAGCUCCCAGUCGCCCAGCUACCGCAUCAGGACUGAGUCAGAGCAGGUGUCUCUGUACUCCCCGGAGCAGUCCUCCCUCCAUGAAAGUGAGGGGUCCGCAGGAAAUUCGCGUAGCUCAACCCAGAUGAACUCGUACUCGGACAGUGGCUACCAGGAUGCCAGCAGUGGCUAUCUCAGCAGCCAGAACCUGGGCAAGGCUGAGCUGAGGAUGCAGCACUCCUUCCCUGGCGCUGGCACUGGCACCCUGAUGAGAAAUGCCAGGGCUGAGGGCCAGGCUUCAGCCCAGGCUCCAGCAGUCACGACAGCAGUGCCUGGCCGUGCUAUGCGGAGGGUAAGCUCAGUGCCUUCUCGCUCUCACUCGCCAGCAUAUGCCAGCAGUAUGUCCCCCUCCCGCGGCUCCCUGCGUACCUCAGCUGGCAGUGCCUAUGGCUCACCCAUUGUAACUGAACCCAAACCCCUCUCCAGCAUCUUCUCUACAACCUUGCCCUCUGCCCAGCGCACCAGUACCACCGGCGUUGGCAGCGGCUCACCCUACUCAACCCAGAAAAACUCCCCCGCUGCACUGCGACGCAUGGGUUCCACAAACUCGCGGUCGGGCAGCGCUAGCCGUACCACCUCGCCCUAUCAGGCGUCUGCAGGGUCCUCAUCGGGCCGCAUGGGCUCACCUCUGACAAUGGUUGACAACAUUAACCCUCCACUAACUAAACAGCCUACUCACUCAUCAUCUCCAGUCAGGGCUAGUAUGACCGCCGUGCCCCAGCACUACAGCUCCACUUUACCCCGCUCCAUGCUCCACAACACUGACCCCUACGGACCCCAGAGUUACGACAUUUACGAGAGGAUGACGCGACCUGACAGCCUCACAGAUGCCCUGGUUGAUGAUGACGUUCAAGGAAUACGGAGCUCAUAUGCCAGUCAACACAGCCAGCUGGGCCAGGAUUUAAGGUCAGCCAUGUCCCCAGACCGCCACAUUGCACCAAUCUACGAGGAUCGGACUUUCCAGGGCCCAUUGUACCGUAGCCCCAGCCACACCCAGCAGGGCACCCUCUACAGGAGCACCUCAGGUGUGGGGAGUCUCCAGCGGACAUCCAGCCAACGCAGUGCCAUGACCUACCAAAGAAACAACUAUGCUCUUAACACAUCAGCCACCUAUGCUGAUCCAUAUCGCUCAGCACAGUAUCGGCCCUCUGAUCCAAACUAUACUCGCCAGGCUGUUGUCAUGGACGAUGGUGCCACCCGCUCACCCUCCAUAGACAGCAUUCAAAAGGAUCCCAGGGAGUUUGCGUGGCGUGACCCAGAGCUAACGGAGGUGAUUCACAUGCUGCAGCACCACUUCCCCUCAGUGCAGGCCAACGCAGCCGCCUAUCUGCAGCACCUGUGCUUUGGUGAUAAUCGAAUCAAGGCUGAGGUAUGUCGACUCGGAGGAAUUAAACACCUGGUGGACCUACUAGACCACAAGGUCCUUGAGGUCCAGAAAAAUUCAUGUGGAGCUCUGAGGAACCUCGUUUAUGGCAAAGCAGUGGAUGACAAUAAGAUCGCUGUGAGGAACGCAGGAGGCAUCCCAGCUCUGCUCCGCCUGCUGAGAAAGACUGUAGAUGCAGAAGUGCGGGAGCUUGUCACAGGGGUGUUGUGGAACCUGUCGUCCUGUGACGCCGUCAAGAUGACAAUCAUUCGGGACGCCUUAACGACUCUGACCAACACUGUGAUCAUCCCUCACUCUGGAUGGAGCAUCUCCACCUUCGAUGACGACCACAAGCUGAAGUUUCAUUCCUCCCUGGUGCUGAGGAACACCACAGGAUGUCUGAGGAACCUGAGUUCAGCUGGCGAGGAGGCCAGAAAACAGAUGCGCAUUUGUGAGGGCUUGGUUGACUCACUGCUCUACGUCAUCAAAGCCUGUGUAAACACCUCUGACUUCGACAGCAAGAUUGUGGAGAACUGUAUUUGCACUCUAAGGAAUCUGUCAUAUCGUUUGGAGCUGGAGAUGCCGCCAUCCCGACUGAUUGGGGGGCAGGAGCUGGACGGCUUACUGGGCAGCGAGUCCCCCAGUAAAGAGGUGGAUUCCAGCUGCUGGAGCAGGAAGAAAAAGAAGAAAAAAAAGAGUUCACAGGAAGACACAUGGGACGGUGUCGGACCCAUCCCCGGCUUCUCCAAGUCUCCCAAGGGGGCAGAGAUGCUAUGGCACCCUGCAGUGGUUAAGCCUUACUUGACGCUGCUGGCUGAGAGCUCAAACCCUGCUACUCUGGAGGGCGCGGCUGGGUCCCUUCAGAACUUGUCAGCUGGCAACUGGAAGUUUGCAGCAUACAUUCGUGCAGCAGUGCGUAAGGAGAAAGGACUGCCCAUCCUAGUGGAGCUGCUGAGGAUGGAUAACGACAGAGUGGUGUGUUCGGUUGCCACCGCUCUGAGAAACAUGGCACUGGAUGUCAGGAACAAGGAACUUAUAGGGAAGUAUGCGAUGAGGGACCUGGUCAACCGUCUCCCCGGGGGAAACACCACCCUGCUGUCGGACGAGACCAUGGCAGCCAUCUGUUGCACCCUGCACGAGGUCACCAGCAAAAACAUGGAGAACGCCAAGGCCUUGGCCGACACGGGCGGCAUCGAGAAGCUGGUCAACAUCACCAAGGGCAGAGGAGACAGGUACUCUAUGAAGGUGGUUAAGGCAGCUGCUCAGGUGCUGAACACACUGUGGCAGUACAGGGAUCUGCGUACCAUCUAUAAAAAGGAUGGAUGGAACCAAAACCAUUUCCUCACUCCAGUGUCAACACUUGAAAGGGACAGGUUCAAGUCCCAGCCCACCCUCCCCACCAGCGGCAUUCAGAUGUCGCCAGUCAACCACCCUGCUGCCAGUGCCACGUCGUCUCCUGCAGUGCUGGGCAUCAAAGAGCAUAGAGACACUAUCAAAGAUUAUCAGAGAGCACAGUCAACUAUGCAAUUUUAUAAUUACCAAGGGGACAACAGUAUUCAUAAAAAUCAGUAUACAGGGUCUGGAAAGCCGCCAUCAUAUUACUAUUCAUCACCCACAAGAGAGGAGCCCAGAAGAACACAGCCUAUGUAUUAUACAGACGAGCCGGGCAGGAGGAACUACGAUACAUACAGAAUGUACCUGCAGCAUCCACACGGCUAUGACGACCCGUACUUGGAAGAGGUCAUCACCUACCCACCCACAGUCGACUAUAGCUCCCAGCCUCAUGGACUGAAAUCCACCACCAACUAUGUGGACUUUUAUGCUAGCACACGGAGGCCUUCCUACAGGGCAGAGCAGUAUCCCGGCUCUCCUGACUCCUGGGUAUAGGUCUGCAGAUGCUCUUGUGUUGUGAUCAAGAACCUCAUUCAUCCCUGAUUCUCCUUUCAGGGCAUGAGGAGCGGCGUCUUCACCCUGCAGCAAAGGCGAAGAGCCGGUAGCACGCAAGAACCGAUGAACUUUUUCAUGAACUUGGCUUUAUAAGUGUGUUUGUUUUAAAGUGAAUGUGUGUGUACGGGGUGGGGGGAGUUCAACUGAGUGAUGACAGAUGGAAAGAUGGAAUGUGUGCCAAAGAAGGAAAUCAAGGAAUGGUUUUUUUAAAAAAUUUAUUUUUUAUUUAGUAGAGGAAGAUGGAAUCAUGCUGGGGAUCUGUUGAGGGACGAAACUGGACACUACCGUGAGGAGACGUGCGUUCUGCUCUGUCUAGAUGUUAGUUUUAUUUUCUUUAUGAAACUCUUAGCUGUGAUAGCAUGAUGAAAGGUGUGAGUCAUGUGAGCAAGGGUCUGCGGUAAGAGUCAAGAUGGGGUAUAUGUAUGUGCUGAAGCCAAAAUGGAUCAUGAACUCAUAUCUGUAAAAUUAAAAAAAAAAAAAGAAAUAGUAAACUAAUGAUGUUAGAUUGUACAGAGGGAUCACAUUGUAUCUGUACUUAAUGUUGAAGCUGUGUAAUGCCAUGGAGUCUUGUACAUUUCUUUCAUUUUAUUGUAAAUACAGAAAAAAACAACAUGUUACCUGGUUUACAUUCAUCAGCACUGGUUAAAAAAAGAAACUUGUGCCAUGUUAAAUCUCUAUAGAUAUAUAAAUAUAUGAAUAAAUAUGUGGACAACGAUGGCAUCAUAACACACAAACAUGUUAAAAUAAUAAUAAAAGGUCAGUUUUGUUUUUUAAA
Molecule: messenger RNA, 4586 nt
Organism: Seriola aureovittata
Lineage: Eukaryota; Metazoa; Chordata; Actinopteri; Carangiformes; Carangidae
Product: plakophilin-4-like
Exons: 23
Coding region: 146-3751 (1201 amino acids)
Biological process (GO): cell-cell adhesion; cell-cell junction assembly
Cellular component (GO): cytoplasm; nucleus; adherens junction
Molecular function (GO): cadherin binding
Source: RefSeq, a predicted model, not a curated record